AGUCCCGGAUGUUGGUUGUCGAGAGAAAGGGAAAAGGCGGAGAAGCCGAAGAGGGACGCCACGGGCACAUCAGUGAGGGCACAACUGGUCUAAUCUAGGACAAACGCCAAGAGAAUAGGCACUUGAGGGACUUUCUUGUUGAAGAUCAGGUGGAAGAGGAGUGGGCAGUUACUUCAACACUUUCCUGGACAAAGGCAACGACCAUAUAUACCCAGGUCAUUGGCAGCAGAGAACUGGAAGGAGAGGCGGUGUUGGCUUUGGGGAUGACCAGUGAAAUAUGCCUGCUGGAGCAUGUGCUAUAGGUUUCACUCAGAGACAGCUAGACCGCUGAAGCCCUGAGCUGGGGGAGCCCUGUACUCAGCCUCCACUCACCUCACCUGGCCUGCAUUUCACCCAUCAACCCCCUUCUACCACCACAGACUCGCCGCAGCCCAGCCUGUCGUCACUAUGACGUCGGAGCUGGAGAGUAGUCUGACCUCCAUGGAUUGGCUGCCUCAACUGACCAUGCGGGCAGCCAUCCAGAAGGCUGAUGCCCAGGGGCACCACGGGGGGCCGGGCAUGGGCAAGAAGAGUGCAAUGCUGGACCCCAACACCACUCUGGACCAGGAGGAGGUCCAGCAGCACAAAGAUGGCAAGCCGCCUUACAGCUACGCCAGCCUCAUCACCUUCGCCAUCAACAGCUCGCCUAAGAAGAAGAUGACCCUGAGCGAGAUCUACCAGUGGAUCUGUGAUAACUUCCCCUACUACAGGGAGGCAGGCAGCGGCUGGAAGAACUCAAUACGGCACAAUCUGUCAUUGAACAAGUGUUUUCUCAAAGUGCCUCGCUCCAAAGAUGACCCAGGAAAGGGCUCCUACUGGGCCAUAGACACCAACCCAAAGGAGGACGCCCUGCCCACACGGCCAAAGAAGAGGCCGCGGUCCGGAGAGCGAGCUUCCACACCGUACACCCUGGAGUCGGAGUCUUUGGGAAUGGACUGUAUGAUCUCUGGAAGUGCCUCUCCAACUCUGGCAAUCAACACUGUGACUAACAAGGUGGCAUUAUACAACCCAGACCAGGAUGGGAGUGACAGCCCAAGAAGCAGCCUUAACAACAGCCUGUCUGACCAGAGUCUGGCCUCCGUCAAUUUAAACAGUGUGGGCAGCGUGCACAGCUACACACCGGUGACUAACCACCCAGAGCCAGUGUCUCAGUCGAUGAGCCUCCAGCAGCCCCAGUACAACAUGCCAGAGAGGGACAAGCAGCUCCUCUUCUCCGACUUUGAAGAUCUCAGUGCCUCUUUCCGCAGCCUUUACAAGUCUGUCUUUGGGCAGUCCUUCAGCCAACAGGGUUUGAUGGGCAUGCCAACGGAAUCGUCCCAACAGACCCACACCUCCUGCUCCUAUCAGCACUCACCCAGUGGCACCAUUAGCACCCAGAACAGCCUGACAAACAACCACUCCAGCAGCGGUGGCCAGGUGCCUCUGUCCCACCCUCCCCAGCUCCCUGGCCAGAACGCCCACCCGGGCCAUGGCUCGCCACACACACAGCACAUCUCCCAGCACGGCCCACACAACCAACAUGGCCAGCACAACCAACACGCCCAACACACCCAGCACCAGCACCCCCAUCACCCUGCACACUCCCAGCAUGGUCCGCACCCAUCGCAGCACGCCCAGCAGCAGCACACGCCGCACCCCUCCCAACACGCACAGCACACCCAGCACCCCUCCCAACACUCCCAGCAGCACAGCCAGCACCCCUCCCAGCAGCAGCAUCAGACUCUGGCUCACCAGCCCCAUCCUGCCCAGCAACAGAUGGCCUGCAACACGGGUCUGCCCUCUGACUGGUACCCAAAUCUGGACGCACUGAAAGAGAGCUGCCGUAUUGCCAGCAGUUAUAACUGGGCUGAUGUCGACCUCUCACCUUUUCAAGGACUGAAGGAGAGCAUGAGACUAGCAGAGCAGAACAACUGGGCCCUGGAGCCCACACAGAUCGCAGAUCUCUGCUCAUCUAUCAACCAGUUCUUCGCCCGCACCGGCGUCAUUCAGCCACAGGGGGCAGUGCAGCCCGUACCCGUAUGCCAUGGUUCCAUGCACCCCAACAAGCCCAGCCAGCACAUGGCCACAGGAAAUCUCUACAUGGACUCAAGACAGAGCAUGUCUAUGAUGGGCCCCCCAGGAUACCCCCACAUGCCCCCAAUGAGCAGCGCAGGUCCCACAAUGACAGGACACCAUGCGCAGAUGAACCAGCAGCACAUGAUCUCUCCCAGAAACUUCCAGAUGCACCGCAUGCCAGCUGAUGACAUCCAGGAUGACUUUGACUGGGACUCCAUUGUCUAAUGUUAGAUGUUCUGCCCCUAACGAGGAACGGUCAGGUGGUGCAGAGCAGGUGGAAGUAGGAGGAAGAAGCCAGGCUGAGCUGUACGCUCUAGCGAGGAGACUGACUGUUGCUGGUGGGAUACAGAACAGAAGAGCAGGUGUCGUUUUGGGAGGAUAGAGGGAGAGACUUCAGAGUGCUGCCAUUUUUACAAACAAAAUGAAACAUACAAAAUAAAGGUUACUUUGAAGACAAUCAUAUUUACUAGGACAUGUUUAAGUGGUGGCUUAUGUGCUUGUCUUGACCAGGCAAGUAGCACACGUUCAUGUCAAAACAAAUCCUCCAGUCCUCGUUCCUCAGCCAGCCCUCUCCCAUCCCCCUCCCAGACAGCAGCUUUCCAAAGUUCCCCCAGCUCCCUCCGUAACUGUUGUGAUUUGAGCGACUUGUUCCGCUUGUUAUCCUUCUCGUGUUGACUUCAGGCCUCAGCUGCCUCUUGGAUGAGUUUGUCUCUCUUUAUUCGUUUUUAUUAUUUUAUGGAAAACGCAGGCCGCCUGUGGUGCUUGUUGGUCAGCUUUGGGUGGACGAUGGAUCCCCAAUAGUGGGUUUAUUGGUAGAAAGGUUAGGCUCCCCAAUAGUGGGUUUACUGGUAGAAAGGUUAGGCUCCCCAAUAGUGGGUUUAGUGGUAGGAAGGUUAGGCUCCCCAAUAGUGGGUUUAGUGGUAGGAAGGUUAGGCUCCCCAAUAGUGGGUUUAGUGGUAGGAAGGUUAGGCUCCCCAAUAGUGGGUUUAGUAGUAGGAAGGUUAGGAUCCUCAAUAGUGGGUUUAGUGGUAGGAAGGUUAGGCUCCCCAAUAGUGGGUUUAGUGGUAGGAAGGUUAGGCUCCCCAAUAGUGGGUUUAGUGGUAGGAAGGUUAGGCUCCCCAAUAGUGGGUUUAGUGGUAGGAAGGUUAGGCUCCCCAAUAGUGGGUUUAGUAGUAGGAAGGUUAGGCUCCCCAAUAGUGGGUUUAGUGGUAGGAAGGUUAGGCUCCCCAAUAGUGGGUUUAGUGGUAGGAAGGUUAGGCUCCCCAAUAGUGGGUCUAUUGGUAGGAAGGUUAGGCUCCCCAAUAGUGGGUCUAUUGGUAGGAAGGUUUACAAUAACUGAGGUUAUGUUUUGAACAGGGUGUUUUGCAUUGAACUAGGCUUCACAUAAAGAACACAAAUGCUUUAUCAUACAGCAUUGUCCUUUUAACCAACACAUCUGGCCCAUAAAAAUAAACCUAAUUGUGUACAUUCAGAAACAUUACAGGCAGUAUUUGUUGUGGUUUUGUGUCUAUUCUGUCAACAAUGUCAUACCUUUAUCUCCAAUACUCCAACAAGACUGAAACUGGUAGAUGAAUUCCAGACCUCAUCACCUUUUUUUCCCCACCUUUGUCUGGCUUUUUUUUCCUUUGUCAAAAUAAUAAUUAGACUGAAAGUAGUCUCAUUCUCAAUCACUACAUCCUUCCACUGGUCCCGCAAUCAAUGAGAUUGAUUAUAAUUUCCCUGUACCUGUGUAUUAAGGGAAUAGUUUGUAGUUAAUACACAAAAUGAAUGAGUACAAGUAUACGCCUGUAGGUGUCUAUUCAUUAUAUUAAACUCAGUGUAAAUGCAGCACAAUGAACUGUAGGAUAUUUUCCUGUUAUCUUCUGAUGCAGGAAAUGUACUGAUUUAAAUCAAUUACUACAAGCAAUAGGAAUGUUCUUCAUUCAGAUGCUAUACGUCUGAAGUCAUCAGAAUUGAUCUCCCAAAUAUCUUCUUGGUUGUGACCGUCAGACUUACACUGUAAGGCAGAAAAUAUGCUGAAAUACGAUAUAAAAAGGGAACGAGGUGUGUGUGUGUUGCCCUAAAAUUACAAUCAUCUGCAUAUGCUAUCAACGAGCACAAAACAGAUGCAUAAAAAAGAGAUGAAAGCAAGGGUUCAAGGCAGAUGUGCGUUUUGCAGGCAGCGUUUCUUAUGUUGAGAAAUGAGCUCUAUCUGGUCAACAGCCAGGUGGAGAUGGAGGAUGGGAGACUUGAGGUUCUGGAAACACUCCUGUCCUCUCUGUCCCUCUUUGGCGCCUUAAUCAGACUGGCCCUGAACCCUCAUCAUGGUGCUGCGUUGAACCUAUAUGGGAGCUUUGUCUGGAUAGAGCACAGUUCAUCUUCCCUUUUUAAUUUGUUCCUCCACUAUUGGCCCCUUAGAUAAACUAAAUCUGUGGCUGGAUUUUGUUUUACUCCAUUUCUGAAAAUGUUUAGUUUUUUUAAACAAACAAAAAUCAUGACAUUGUUUUGUAAUAUCACAUAAACACCACUGGGCCAGACACCAAAAUGUCUCUUGUGACAGUGUACAUGUGUAGAUACUGAACCGCCAUUGUCCUUUUGAAACAGGAGGCAGAAGACAAGAAGGGAAGCUUGGCUGAAGCUAGUGCUAGCUCUUCUCACAGCUAGCUAUACUGCCAGGCAUAUCUGCAAGGUUUCACAGAUCUUUUAGCAGCCAGUUCGUUAAUACUGCCCAUUGUUUUGAUCUUAAAUGUUUUUUUGUUUCUUUUCCUCCAUCUUUUUCCUUUUCUUACUUCUGCUACUUUUACCUGUACCGGAUUUUCGGUUAGAUUCCCAAAUGUUCAUUGUAUUUGAAAGCGUUGUGUGUGGCUGAUUGUCUUGCCUGUGGAUACCCAUUGAGUGUUUAGGCUUUGUUUAAUGGCCAAAAUCAGUCAGUCAGUCAGUCAGCCAGCCAGCCAUUUAAAGCACAGUCUGAUUGCUCAUUCAGUUAAAAAGCCACGAUCACUUAAGAUUGUCCACCAUUGAGCCCUUCAUUAGUGAAGGAGGACUACUUUAUGGAGAAGAGAUCAGUGUAGCGAUUUUGAAUUGACCAUUUGAUUGCUAGUUGAAGUCAGCGUGGGUGCUACAGACUCUGGGACUGACCUAAGGAAUGGCUGUUUAGAGGGACACGGUGAGAAUGUGGAUAUAAAAGUGAUAGGGAAGUCUUGGCAGCCCAUGGUUUUGUAUGUUGCAUUUCAUCACUGGUAAUGAUGAGGGCACUAAUGAAAAACUCUCAGACAAACGUAGGGUAUGUAGUAAAUCCACCCCCACAGCUCAGGAGAUGGGAUGGGCUGGAAAGAGCUCAUGGAUGUGAUCAGAGGUAAAGAGGAAGGGAAAGACAAUGACUGGAUCACCCUCUUCACUGUGUGUGCUUGUGUGUCUGUGUGCGAGUGAGUACAUUUUGUUUAAAAAGACAAUUCAAUUUUUUAAAUACUGCUGGAGAUGUACCUGCCAGAGAGAUUACUAUGAUAUGAAAAAAGAAAAUAAGCCUUGUUCGCUUGUUACAUUACGGAGAAAACUGCCAAGAAGUACUGCUGAUUGAGGCCUAUUUUAUUCAGUGCUGGUGUGUUGUUGUGCUUCUUGUAAAUAAAUGUCUUUUCAAUCAUCCCUUUUUCCUCUUGUGGGCGGGACAUCAAGGCAAGGGGUUGGUCUUACUCAUGAAAGAGGGAAAAGAAUAGAGUAUUUUGUUAUUGUCCAAUCAGAGGGUGAGACCGUAUGUGUAUAUAUCUAUAUUGUAUAUAUGUGAUGAAAAUGUGUUGGCUUUUUGUGACACUACCUUUUACCUGUACUAUGGUUCUACAUUCAGUGUUUCAAUGUUGAUAAUAUAUAUUUUGUUAUGUUUUUCAGAUUUUGUCUUUGUCAUUUCUUGUAUUUGUUUUCUUUUUCUCCUUUUUGUCCUCUUGGUUAUUGCACGGUUUAUUACUUUUGCUGUCCAAUGAGGUGAUACAGCUACUCUUUGUAUUGGUUUAGUGCUGUAAAAUAACUUGUUAUUAGAGUUGUCGAUACCACCCCCAUCCCCAAUAUGCAUGAAUGGCACUUAAACAAAUAAAAUGUUAACUUCA
Salvelinus fontinalis (brook trout) is the source of this 6170-nucleotide messenger RNA. RefSeq names its product forkhead box protein J3-like. Gene Ontology annotation, biological process: regulation of transcription by RNA polymerase II. Gene Ontology annotation, cellular component: nucleus. The record is from RefSeq and is a predicted model, not a curated record. NCBI's taxonomy places the organism in Eukaryota, Metazoa, Chordata, Actinopteri, Salmoniformes, Salmonidae. The coding region runs from base 448 to 2319 and encodes 623 amino acids. The transcript has 13 exons. Gene Ontology annotation, molecular function: RNA polymerase II cis-regulatory region sequence-specific DNA binding; DNA-binding transcription factor activity, RNA polymerase II-specific.